Lepisosteus oculatus (spotted gar) is the source of this 3043-nucleotide messenger RNA. RefSeq names its product guanine nucleotide binding protein (G protein), alpha inhibiting activity polypeptide 1 (gene gnai1). Gene Ontology annotation, molecular function: GTPase activity; G-protein beta/gamma-subunit complex binding; G protein-coupled serotonin receptor binding. The record is from RefSeq and is a predicted model, not a curated record. Gene Ontology annotation, biological process: adenylate cyclase-modulating G protein-coupled receptor signaling pathway. Gene Ontology annotation, cellular component: heterotrimeric G-protein complex. NCBI's taxonomy places the organism in Eukaryota, Metazoa, Chordata, Actinopteri, Semionotiformes, Lepisosteidae.
GUACCUCCAGCUGGUUGCAUGAAACUCAAAAUGCAACAACAAAGGAAACGCUCAGACACUACGCGCUUCCUUGGCUUAUUGUAAUACCAAAUGAAGCAUGACAUUCACCGAGGGCAGAGGAGCUAAAACAUUACGCCGCUGAGACACAGCAGAUGCGGCGCAAGAACCAGACCGAGGGGCUCCCUGAAAUGGGCGCGUGCCUGCCUGCUAAGACGCGUGCGCGAGCCCCAGCGUUUGAACAGGAAGCAGCAGCAGGAGUCGGUCAGUCGAGUGACUGAGAGGAGGCAGUCGGCGCUGGCUUACGGUCCGGGGCUGUAUUCUCCACCCUCAAGAGGGGAAAAAACACUGAUACGAGUUCAGUUAGAUUAACGACGGGGAGUUGUAGAUCACGUCUACUUUUUUUGUUUUGUGAAAGUCGCUCGAUUAUUCGUGUCGAGUGAACCGUUUCUUUUUUUGGUUGCCUGGAGUAGGGCGUGUUUGUGUUUUUUGUUUCCCGUGGACCACCCCCUCUUCUCUCUUUUUCCCCCGAUUCUUGCAUGUUUGUGCUGGACAGAUUUAAUUUUCCAACUUUCGUACUGCUGCGAGACGUUUCGGUCUGAGGAUGGGGUGCACCUUAAGCACUGAGGACAAGGCGGCGGCGGAGCGCAGUAAAAUGAUAGACCGGAAUCUGCGGGAUGACGGAGAGAAAGCGGCCAGGGAGGUCAAACUGCUCCUUCUCGGGGCUGGUGAGUCAGGGAAAAGCACGAUCGUGAAACAGAUGAAAAUUAUCCAUGAAGCUGGCUAUUCAGAAGAGGAAUGUAAACAGUACAAAGCUGUUGUUUACAGCAACACCAUUCAAUCUAUAAUUGCUAUCAUCAGGGCAAUGGGAAGAUUGAAGAUAGACUUUGGUGAUUCAGCGAGAGCAGAUGAUGCACGUCAGCUGUUUGUGCUAGCGGGUUCUGCGGAGGAGGGGUUCAUGACUGCAGAACUUGCAGGAGUCAUCAAGAGGUUAUGGAAGGAUGGGGGUGUCCAGGCCUGUUUCAGCAGGUCAAGAGAAUACCAGCUCAAUGACUCUGCUGCAUACUACCUGAAUGACCUGGAUAGGAUAGCACAGACGACCUAUAUCCCCACACAGCAGGAUGUCCUCAGAACCAGAGUCAAAACAACUGGAAUUGUAGAGACACAUUUCACUUUCAAGGACUUACAUUUCAAAAUGUUUGAUGUUGGUGGUCAAAGAUCUGAGAGAAAGAAGUGGAUUCACUGCUUUGAGGGUGUCACAGCAAUCAUAUUCUGUGUGGCACUGAGUGACUAUGACCUUGUUUUGGCUGAAGAUGAAGAAAUGAACCGGAUGCAUGAAAGCAUGAAAUUGUUUGACAGUAUCUGCAACAACAAGUGGUUCACAGACACAUCUAUUAUUCUUUUCCUUAACAAGAAGGAUCUGUUUGAGGAAAAGAUUAAAAAGAGCCCUCUUACAAUUUGCUACCCUGAAUAUGCAGGAUCAAACACCUAUGAAGAAGCUGCCGCUUAUAUUCAGUGCCAGUUUGAAGAUUUGAACAAGAGGAAAGACACCAAGGAGAUCUACACUCAUUUCACCUGUGCCACAGACACCAAGAAUGUGCAGUUUGUGUUUGAUGCCGUUACCGACGUCAUCAUCAAGAACAACCUGAAGGACUGCGGCUUAUUUUAAACUUGGCAAACCUUGAUUGGAAAAUAAAUGACCAGGCUCAACAUCCACAUUUUCUGGGGAGACUCAAUGAGGAAAAUGAAAUUAUGGACCAGUACUGUACUUUUUGCCAGUUUUAAGAGCUUUAUUUAUGUUUUUUUCCCAGUAUAUUUUAAAUUAGAAUUUAGAAAACAUUUGUCUAGAUUUUAUGUGUAAAUGUAACUGUUGCAGCAAUUGUUUUUCAUAAAUAGGUCAUUUUAUGAAGAGAGUUAUUUUUUAAUUGAUUUGUUUCUUUACCUUUUGGCCUUUUUAAAAAGGAGCUUGCCUUUGUGGUAAAAUGUUUUCCCCACUUUUGGAAAGAAAGGGGUCAAAUGGAAUCUGAUUUGUAGGCUCUUGUGCCAUUGCAUGCCUUUUGCAGUCCAUGUUAAAUGCUUUGUUUGCCUGCUAAAUUGUUCCAACAUAAAGUGUAAUGUUUAAUAUGAAUUCCUUAUGUCUGCACAUUCCUGUCAGAUAUUCCCCCAGUUUACUCACUUUGACUAAAUUGAUUAUCUUUCAGGACUAGUGUUCACUCACGUGUAAGAUUCCUGUGCAUCCAACAGGAUGGCGUUUUUGGGAAGCAAUUAUGAAAACCAAGACAUUACUGUUUAGUGCAUCCUAAAUAAAAUCUCAAAAUAUGUUGAAAUGAGUUGAAAAUCCAGCUUUCAAUUGUUUAAUAAACUACAAUUUGAAAAUAAGUUUAGAAAAUCAUUCUGGAUAUUUUUCCCAGAAAUAUGUCAGUUCUGAAAGUAGUACUUUCAGAAGGUAGUAUGAAAUCGACAAAAGGAUGUAAUCAGAAUAUUUGUGAAUAUUGGAAGAAACAGCUGAAAAAAACUAACUUAAUACUUAAGGCAUCAUACAUUGUUAAAACAUUUUCCAAUUUUUGCUAAUAAAAGUAUGUAUUUUACUAUUUGUAUGGUGAAACCAUUGUAUCCUUUACUACAGGUCAAUUCGAUAUUUCUGUGGAGUAAUGGAUUUAAAAGAAAGUGUGUCCAAAAUGAAAUGUAAAUUACUGUAUGUGCAUGAUUUUAGGUCGAUUCAUUCCAGUAUGAAGAAAAGAGUUGGAUAAAUCAGUAACUACAAAAAUAUUUACAACUUUACAGAUUUUAUAUGUGCCUUUUCUUGUGAAAUAUUUUAAUUUUCUUUUUUUUGAACUUAAUGAGCAUUAGGGUGGGAUUGUACAGCCUUCAUGGGCAAUUUUUUAGGUGGAGUUAAGCGCGGGACAACCCUUUGUGACAUUUUAAAAUGUAAAUCAUUUGUACUACAAGGAGGACCAGUUACUAGAACUAGGAGCCUUCUCAACAUUAGUCUGUACUUAAGAAUAUCCCUAAGAAAGUUAAUAAAAACUAAGAAUUCUGAAAUUUU